GUAAACAUAGCUUUAUGAAUUUGUAGUUUAUAAUCCCUUGCAAUUCUGUUUUGGCUUGCCCAAAGAUAUCAAACUCUACCCCUCAAAUCACACUUUCAAGGAGAGAAGGAGAAUUGAGUCGGAAGAUAAGAAGAAAAUUCACAAAAAGAUAUCAUACCGUUCAUAUCAUACACGCGGGCAAAGAAUAAAGAAGAAAAGAUAUUCCACUCUACCCUUCAAAUCAAAGGAUUCAUCGGAAGAUCAAGACCAGCUAAUUUCAUUGGAAGGGAGGAUUGAAUCAGAAAGUCAAUCGAAAGACGAGCAAAGAUACACGAAGAGAACGAAAGGAAGCAUGUCAUAUGCCCUUCUCUACUCUGUGAUACUGAAGCUGGACGAUAAUUAUGGAGAGGACGAAACACAUGAGGAAAUGGAAAGGGUAAUUGAGGAGUUGAGAGAGAUUCUGUAUAUUAUGGCGAAUAAGCAAUUAGAAGAUGGGAGAAGGCUAAAUUUUUUGGUAUGUGAUCUUGUCGACGUGAUUGAGCAUGCCCUCCACCUUUGCAAACAAUGCGAAACCUAUUAUUGGGAGUCCAUCCAUAGUUGGAUCGGAGAGAUAAAAAAGCGCAUGCUGAAACUGGGAGAUGAUGAGUCCAACAUGACAUCAUCAGAAAAUGUUGACGAUAACUAUGUGGUGGGCUUGGAGGAAGAUGUGGAAAUGCUGCUUCGCACAAGGAUUAUUGGUGGGGAAUAUUACCUGAAGACGGUUCUCAUCAAAGGCAUGGCUGGUAUUGGAAAGACAACUCUUGCGAGAGAGAUAUACAACCAUCCAACCAUCGUUAAGCGAUUCGAGCGUCGUGCUUGGGUAUCUAACUCUACUCACUUAACUCUUAAAGAGCUACUUAUCAAACUAAUACAACAGGUAGAAGAUCCUCAGAAUCUCCAUACAUCUUCCUUAUUGGAGAAUAUGGACAACCCAAGUCUCCGAGAUAUGCUUUCCCAACACUUGCAAGGAAAGAGAUAUCUUAUAGUUCUCGACGACAUGCCCAAACAAAUGCACUUGGCCUCUUUAGUGCAUGCUCUUCCAAAAGAAUCUCUUGACUAUGGAAGUAGAUUGUUGCUCACAAGUCACACGAUGCAUAUCGGCGUAGAUAUAGACGAUGAAAAUGUUCAUCAGAUGAAACCUUUGGAUUCUAAGAAGAGCUGGAAAUUGUUUUUGAAAACAAUGAACCAUGGCAAUAAAUUGACGGGUGAGCACAAAUUCCCAAUGAACUUGCAGCCUAUGGCAAAACAAAUGUUGAGAAAAUGUGGCGGACUUCCAUUAGCUAUAAAAGAGGUGGGAAAGCAGUUAGUGGAAAAGAAACUCUCAAGGGUGAGCGAAUGGGAACAACUUCUUGAAUCAGUUGAUUUUGGUUCAACACUCAAGUUAUUGGAACCAUUUUAUCAUAAAUUGGACCCCAAAAUAGAUUCAUGUUUCUUGUCUAUGGCCUUCUUUAAGGAAAACACAACUUUGAGGAAAGAAAAGUUGGAACAGAUUUGGAGUGCUGGAGUGGUGGAAGAUGACUAUCUAUGUGAAUCAUAUUUACGUGGUUUAAUCAAUGAAUCUGUUAUCGAUGUCACGGAAAAGAGCACGAAGUAUCGCAUGAAUGUUGUGUUACACAUGCUAUCCAUCCAAAAAGCAGAGGAGAAACUAGGUUUUGAGAUCCUAAGGAACAAUGGAAAUAAUCGACCCUCUGAGAGUCCUCGUCAUCAUCGUGUUGUCAUUUGUAGCAGAGACAAGUUCAACUACUCAACGGAUCAAGAUAAGCAUCUUGUUUCUCUCUUCUUCCAUGGAGGUGGCUACUUGGACACUAGUCCGUCUUAUUGGAAGAGCUUUGAACAGCUUAAGAUACUCGACUUGGAAGAUUUUGGUUUGAAGAUGUUACCGGAAACUAUCUGCACAUUGAAAGAAUUAAGAUACUUGGGGUUGAGAAAUAAUUACAUAAAAGAGCUCCCCGACUCAUUGGGGUGCUUGGAAAAUCUUGAGGUUCUUGACAUAGCUCAAAACUUUAUGGUGGAGGUGCCAGAUAUUAUAUGGGAAAUACGUAGCCUUUGCCACCUCUACAUGUCUGAUGUGAUUUGCCGGAAGCCAUUCAAGAUAGACGCGCUAAGGAAUCUGAAGACUUUAACCUACGUCUCAGUUAAUAAUUGGACAUACGAGCUCUCUAGAUUGGAAACGUUGUAUGGUCUCCACAAACUGGGCAUUGAAAUAUUAGGUGAAAACUCUGAUGCCGGCGCGCUUUUUGCAUCAUUGGCUAAGUUAAUAUUUUUUAAGCACCUGAUCUUAAGAGGGUGUCGUUUCAGAAGCAUGCCUUGUUUGGAUGAGAUUCGUAUUCUAAACAGUCUCAAAACACUCAAAUUGGAUGGACUCCUUGCAAGGUUACCAACUAAUCUCCCUGAAUUUCUUGAAUCAUUAACGUUAGGUAAUAGUUGUCUUGAUGAAGACCCCAUGCCGCUACUAGGGAAGUUAAAGAGGCUAGAGUACCUCAAAUUGCGGAACGCAUACACUGGUCAACAAAUGGUGAUCUUGGAUAAUGGCUUCCCUAGUCUCAAAGACUUGUGCAUCGAAGAGUUGUGGAAUCUGAGAAAUGUACAAGUUGGAGUGAAGGGAGUGCGUUUUCUCAAGAAAUUAGAAAUCCAUGAUUGUCCAAACCUGGAUACCCUCCCGGAAGCGAUCAUGUCGUUUAUAUUUCUGAAGGUGAUAAAGAUGGUGACAACCAAAAGCAUUGCAGCAAAGAUCAGGAAUUCAGACUUAAUCUCCAACAUAAUGAUCGUGAACAUCAAUCCAUAAGCUAGCUCACGUGUCUGCAUUAAUUGUUACAUAUGUUUUGUUUGAUUUGUUGGCGUUAAUUUGGAUAGUUUCUAGCUAGAUUUUCUUCCUUGUUGGUUGUGUGUUUGUAAAUUGUUGGAAGGUGAUAGGCUAAAAGGAGAGAAAGUAAAUAUGUAGAGGAAGAGAAACUAAAGUCACUAGAUAAUAUUUCUUGAAUUCCCAAAGACUUGAUUUUCCA
Salvia miltiorrhiza (redroot sage) is the source of this 3020-nucleotide messenger RNA. RefSeq names its product probable disease resistance protein At1g58602. Gene Ontology annotation, molecular function: ADP binding; protein binding. Gene Ontology annotation, biological process: defense response to other organism. The record is from RefSeq and is a predicted model, not a curated record. NCBI's taxonomy places the organism in Eukaryota, Viridiplantae, Streptophyta, Magnoliopsida, Lamiales, Lamiaceae. Bases 332 to 2803 code for a protein of 823 amino acids. The transcript is spliced from 5 exons.